CCCCCCUCCCUGCCUGCCUGCCUCCCUCCCCCCUGGUGUCUGUGUGGGUUGCGUGGCUGACCCACAGCGCUGGAGGCUGGCGUUGGAGGCGGCUGGCGCGUCCUGGCCCUGCUGGAUCCCAGCCACAAAAGAGGAAGCGGCGGGGGGGAUCCGUUCCGCGCAGCCGAUCGCCUGCCCCCAGCUGGAAUCUACCCUCGUCGCCUGUCGCCCCCCCCAAUUUACUGGGUCAACUGGGCUCCUGCAAGAUAAACAUUAUUGUUAUUGUUAUUAUUUAUUCGCGUUGCCCUGGAGCUGACUCGAUUCCUUGGGCACCGUCUGCGCUUUGCGCCCCCCUUCGUGCGCUCCCGGGCUCUCGAGUACUCCAAGGGAAAUAAUGAAAAAAGUGUGCCAACGCUCUUGAUCAGAGAAGUGGAAAUUGAGAUAAAGGCUCUUAACUAGGCUCAUGUUUUCGCCUGAUCAAGAAAAUCAUCCGUCAAAAGCACCAGUGAAGUAUGGUGAACUGAUUGUCUUAGGGUACAAUGGCUCCCUUCCAAACGGAGACCGAGGAAGAAGAAAAAGCAGAUUUGCUUUAUUUAAAAGGCCCAAAGCCAACGGGGUGAAACCAAGCACUGUGCAUAUUGCCUGCACACCCCAGGCAGCAAAGGCAAUAAGUAACAAGGACCAGCACAGUAUAUCCUAUACCUUGUCUCGAGUUCAGACGGUGGUAGUUGAAUACACUCACGACAGCAAUACAGAUAUGUUUCAGAUUGGCCGAUCGACAGAAAGUCCAAUAGAUUUCGUAGUGACUGAUACCGUUCCGGGCAGCCAAAGCAAUUCAGAAACUCAGUCCGUGCAAAGCACCAUCUCAAGGUUUGCCUGCCGGAUCAUAUGCGAACGCAACCCUCCUUUCACCGCGAGGAUCUACGCUGCCGGAUUUGACUCCUCCAAGAACAUUUUCCUAGGGGAAAAAGCUGCCAAGUGGAAGACCUCUGACGGGCAGAUGGACGGUUUGACUACAAAUGGAGUCCUGGUCAUGCAUCCACGGAACGGCUUCACCGAAGACUCCAAGCCAGGCGUGUGGAGGGAGAUAUCUGUAUGUGGGAAUGUAUUCAGCCUCCGCGAAACAAGAUCUGCUCAGCAGAGAGGCAAAAUGGUCGAAAACGAAACUAACCAGCUGCAGGACGGCUCUCUGAUUGACCUGUGUGGAGCCACCCUGCUGUGGCGCACGGCGGAAGGGCUUUCCCGCACUCCAACGGUGAAACACCUGGAAGCUCUGCGGCAGGAAAUCAAUGCGGCUCGGCCUCAGUGCCCGGUGGGCUUUAACACAUUAGCCUUCCCCAGUAUGAAGCGGAAAGACGUCGUAGACGAAAAGCAGCCCUGGGUCUACCUGAGCUGUGGCCAUGUCCACGGCUACCAUAACUGGGGGAACAAAGAAGAGAGAGACGGGAAGGAUCGGGAAUGUCCCAUGUGCCGAUCGGUCGGUCCUUACGUGCCUCUCUGGCUGGGAUGUGAAGCUGGAUUUUAUGUGGACGCUGGGCCCCCAACUCACGUGUUCAGCCCAUGUGGACACGUCUGCUCAGAAAAGACAACGGCCUAUUGGUCCCAAAUCCCUCUUCCGCACGGUACCCACACUUUUCAUGCAGCCUGCCCGUUCUGCGCACAUCAGCUUUCCGGCGAACAAGGCUACAUCAGACUUAUUUUCCAAGGACCUCUUGACUAACGCACACGGCUCGCCCGAGGACGUCGUUGAAACUCACGAACAUAAGCUAAAAGAUUCUGAAUUCAAACGGACUGUCGUUUUAAAUUGACUCUUAUUUCAUUCCCGGGGCUUUGGCAGUUUACUUUGAGAUGAAGAAUACUUCUUCUUUUUUCUCCUUUUUCUGUUUUCCUCUUUUGUAAUUUCAGCGAUUAAAUUCCUGUGUAGAUAACGGAAGACCUUUCCUUGUGUGGAAGAAAGCAGUGGAGAAGAAGUUGGGGAGGGGGGAGUGUCUGGAAGUCUCCCUUGCCCGUCAGGUUUUUGGAUUAUUAUUAUUUUUUUGUGAUGGGAAGGAUUAAAAUUCUUUGCCUUCGGUGUAAUGUUUUGAAGAAUAUGCCUUCGAUAUC
Sphaerodactylus townsendi is the source of this 2082-nucleotide messenger RNA. It is a transcript of the gene PELI1, whose product is annotated as pellino E3 ubiquitin protein ligase 1. The transcript has 7 exons. Gene Ontology annotation, molecular function: ubiquitin protein ligase activity; protein binding. The coding region runs from base 443 to 1699 and encodes 418 amino acids. Gene Ontology annotation, biological process: protein K48-linked ubiquitination; regulation of Toll signaling pathway. NCBI's taxonomy places the organism in Eukaryota, Metazoa, Chordata, Lepidosauria, Squamata, Sphaerodactylidae. The record is from RefSeq and is a predicted model, not a curated record.